GAGAACAGUGUUGCAUGGCUUGCGUCUAUGUGCAUGCAUUCGCGGGGGUAGGAUACUCGGUCCUCAGCAUUCGCUUGUGAACAGAAGAAAACAAGAUGUGCCCAUAGCUGGAGGAGUGACAACACUAGCCGAGUGGGGCUCACCUGCUGGUGAUCUUUGCAGAGGCAUUUGAGGAUUAUUCAGCUCCAGAAGGUCUGUGCGAGGAAUGCUAUCUCUGCCGUGGCUGAAAAUAGAAGGUGCCUACCCCUACCCAUCUUGAUUAUUGCCACCAAAAGGACCUCUUUGCCACCACUGUAGAAAGAAGCAAUUACUGCUACCGACAAGGUGAUGAGGAUUAUGAUCACAUGUGCAUCUCUGCAUAGCUGUCCACUUGGAGAUGAUGGUGACUCUUUAGAGAACAUACGUAAAGCCCUGGUUAACCAUCAGCACAGUGCUCCUUUCAUCCUAAAAGUUCGAUAACUGCUUUUCACCAGCUUUCCAGUUUUGUUUCAUCAUGUUGUCUCUACCAGCCUAAACCAUUUCCUAAAAUGGUCCUUCUGCUCGUCCUUGCAUUCCUGUUAUUGAAGGAAGAUGUCCAUGGGAACUUUGGGCUAUUGGUUUCUGCACAGGCCAAUGAAAGAAGAGUGGUUGCACACAUGCCUGGUGAUAUUAUCAUUGGAGCUCUAUUCUCUGUCCACCAUCAACCAACUGUUGAUAAGGUUCAUGAGAGGAAAUGUGGAGAGGUAAGAGAGCAGUAUGGCAUUCAAAGAGUAGAGGCAAUGCUACACACCCUUGACAGAAUUAAUUUGGACCCCACACUGUUGCCAAAUAUAACACUUGGAUGUGAAAUAAGGGACUCUUGCUGGCAUUCUGCUGUGGCCCUGGAGCAGAGCAUUGAGUUUAUAAGGGACUCUCUAAUUUCAUCAGAAGAAGAGGAAGGGAUGGUGCGAUGUGUGGAUGGAUCUUCAUCGUCUUUCCGCUCCAAGAAACCCAUUGUUGGUGUCAUUGGACCCGGCUCUAGCUCAGUUGCUAUCCAGGUCCAGAACUUGUUGCAGCUUUUCAAUAUACCUCAGAUUGCUUAUUCUGCCACAAGCAUGGACCUAAGUGACAAAACUCUGUUCAAGUAUUUUAUGAGAGUUGUGCCAUCUGAUGCACAGCAAGCACGGGCUAUGGUGGACAUUGUCAAGCGCUAUAACUGGACCUAUGUUUCUGCUGUACAUACUGAAGGAAACUACGGAGAGAGUGGAAUGGAAGCUUUCAAAGACAUGGCAGCUAAGGAAGGGAUCUGCAUUGCACAUUCCUACAAGAUCUAUAGCAAUGCUGGUGAACAGAGCUUUGACAAGCUGCUGCGAAAGCUUCGGAGCCACCUGCCCAAGGCAAGGGUUGUUGCCUGCUUCUGUGAAGGCAUGACUGUGAGAGGGCUCUUAAUGGCUAUGAGGCGCCUGGGACUUGCUGGAGAAUUUUUGCUGCUGGGCAGUGAUGGCUGGGCAGACAGGUACGAUGUGACAGAUGGGUAUCAGCGUGAAGCUGUUGGUGGAAUAACAAUCAAACUCCAGUCUCCUGAUGUGAAAUGGUUUGAUGACUACUACCUACAGCUUCGGCCAGAAACCAAUCACCGAAACCCAUGGUUUCAGGAAUUUUGGCAGCACAGAUUCCAGUGCCGGUUGGAAGGGUUUCCUCAAGAGAACCCUAAAUACAACAAGACUUGCACAAGACAGAUGACUCUGAGGACACAGCACGUUCAGGACUCCAAGAUGGGCUUUGUCAUCAACGCCAUAUACUCGAUGGCGUACGGGCUCCACAACAUGCAGAUGUCACUGUGCCCUGGUUACGUGGGCCUCUGUGAUGCCAUGAAGCCCAUAGAUGGUCGGAAGCUCCUGGAAUCCCUCAUGAAGACUAACUUUACUGGGGUCUCCGGGGACAUGAUCUUGUUUGAUGAGAAUGGUGACUCACCAGGAAGGUAA
Chaetura pelagica (chimney swift) is the source of this 1943-nucleotide messenger RNA. Its product is annotated as metabotropic glutamate receptor 5. The record is from RefSeq and is a predicted model, not a curated record. Gene Ontology annotation, biological process: regulation of synaptic transmission, glutamatergic; G protein-coupled glutamate receptor signaling pathway; trans-synaptic signaling by endocannabinoid, modulating synaptic transmission. NCBI's taxonomy places the organism in Eukaryota, Metazoa, Chordata, Aves, Apodiformes, Apodidae. The transcript has 5 exons. Bases 528 to 1943 code for a protein of 471 amino acids. Gene Ontology annotation, cellular component: postsynaptic density membrane. Gene Ontology annotation, molecular function: G protein-coupled receptor activity involved in regulation of postsynaptic membrane potential; adenylate cyclase inhibiting G protein-coupled glutamate receptor activity.